AUGGAGCUUCGAGAGCGUGUCGAGAAGCUGUCGCGGGCGCAGGCGCCGACCCCCGUGCCACCCACGUCGAACCCGAUGACGCAGCGUCUCAUCUCUCUCGAACAUGACCAGAUGUCUCACCGCUGGCUCAGAGGGGUGAUGGCCUUCCUCGCAUUUCUGUGCUACAUGCUUUCCAUCUUUCAGGUGAGCGGGUACGCUGGUAACCUCGUGGUCCACGUCCUCAUUUUGGCCCUCUCCUUGGCGGGAGAGGUAUGCAUUGUCGCUGUCUACCGUAUAAAGGCGCGCUUUGCGGGUAUGACGAACCCAGCAAGUCAUGCCGUGAACUCCCUGCACUCCCCAUACCUGUCGCUGAUGCUGUGCGAGAUGCUGGUUUGGGUCAUUAUGGCCCCGCCCGGCCUCACGGACACUUCCACCUGGGCUCGGGCGCUGGACAGCUUCAUUGUACUGCGCUCGUACGUCUACGUGAUGUACCUCACGCGCCUCUCCACCCAGAGCGUCUUCACGCGCGCCGUGGCGUCGCUGUGUGGGUAUCGCUUCAACUCCCUCUACAUGUUCCGCCACACCUUUAUAUCUCGGCACGCCAUCGUGACGGCGUGCGGCUUUAUCGUGGCGUGGCUCGGGCUGGCUCUGCUCUAUACCAAGGGUGAGGAGGUCAGCUACGCGGACGCCGUGUACUUCUGCUCCUCCACCAUGGGUUUCGUCGGGUACAGCGACGUCGCCCCAUCGACGUGGGUGGGGCGGUUCACGGCCUUUCUCGCCUGGUGCCUGGGGUUGCUCGUCAUCGCCUGGUGCGUCAGCCUGAUGCACGCGCUAAUCCGGGUCACUCCGACGGAGCGCAACCUGCACACCCUCUUCCGUACCAACAAGCUGUGUGCACAAGUUCCUGGUGAGGCGGCUCGCACCAUCCAGCGCGCGUGGAAGCUCUACCUGGCAAAGCUAGAGAAGCGCAACCCGCUCUCCAUUCAGUUCAACGCACUGCUGCUGAGCAACCAGGCCUGCAGCUUUCGCUCCCUCCGCCGCGAGUUUGUCAAGUCCGAGAUGGCGUUCAUCCGCUCCACCUACACCUUUGAUGACGCCCUCACCGCGGUGAGCCGCCAGUCAUCUCUUCGCACAACUCCGACCGUGUCCCCGCGUUCGCCGAUGAGCACGGCCCUCAGCGCCAGCGGCGAGAUUCCCAAGAGCACCACUAGCCGGCGCUCCUUUUCUCUCUUCAAGGAGGUGAAGGUGAAGUCGCCGAAGAUUUCGCCGUUGCCUCCUGGCGCAAAUGAGGAGACAGGUUACUCGGACGGUGCUGCACCGCCGCCGGCGUCGUCGUCGACGUCACUACCAGUGUUGGAGCUGCGCGGGCUUGUCAAUCACCGGCACCUCAUGCACAGUAGCGCCGGUGCGUCCGCGAUGUCCAGCGACAUCACCAGGAGGCUGGCCCACAUCGAUGAAACCCUCAGCAUAUUAAUUCGAAAGGCGGAGCGCAUGGCGCCAAGAAUGCUUGCCUCCUCCACUGAGGUGGCGUCGUAA
Molecule: messenger RNA, 1515 nt
Organism: Leishmania mexicana MHOM/GT/2001/U1103
Lineage: Eukaryota; Euglenozoa; Kinetoplastea; Trypanosomatida; Trypanosomatidae
Exons: 1
Coding region: 1-1515 (504 amino acids)
Biological process (GO): potassium ion transport
Cellular component (GO): plasma membrane
Molecular function (GO): calmodulin binding; small conductance calcium-activated potassium channel activity
Source: RefSeq, a predicted model, not a curated record